CUUGAUAGAGUCUGACAUUAGUUCGUUUUGAUUUCCAAGUCCAGCACGAUGGACUCCCUCAAGUCGCUCGGGCAGCGAUCGCCCUUCAAGCGCACGCAAACCUCCGAUCAUAUCAAGACUGACUCAAAAGCCUACGGCGUCGAGUCCGAAGCCGUUGAAGUUGACCUGCCUCGCUACCCGGCCGAAGAUGUCGAACGCCGCGCUUCUGUGGCUUCGUACAACAUUUCCGGAAUCCAUGAUGAUACCCAUCGCAAGCUCAAGCCGAGACACAUCCAGUUGAUCGGUAUCGGAGGCACCAUUGGAACGGCACUUUACGUCCAGAUUGGCAGGGGUUUGCUCAAUGGUGGGCCAGGAAGUCUGUUCCUGGCUUUCACGUUUUGGUGCUCAGUUGUUCUCGCGGUGACUUUGUGUUUGGCGGAGAUGGUCACCUAUCUGCCAAUCUCCAGUCCUUUCAUUCGUUUCGCCGGACGGUACGUCGAUGAGGCUUUUGGAUUUGCUGCUGGAUGGAACUUCUUCGUCUUCGAGGCCAUUCUGGUGCCAUUCGAAAUCACCGCUUGCAACGUGAUCAUUGGAUACUGGUCCACCGCAGUGCCUGUCAGCGCCAUCAUUGCCAUCAUCAUCGUCCUCUACGGCUUGAUCAACCUGGUCAACGUCAAAUGGUAUGGCGAAGUCGAAUUCUGGGCCGCCCUGGGCAAAGUCCUCCUCAUCAUCGGCCUGAUCAUAUUCACCUUCGUCGUCAUGCUCGGAGGCAACCCUCUGGGCGACCGCUUCGGUUUCCGCUACUGGAACAACCCCGGCGCAUUCAAAGCCUGGGGUGGCUACGAAGGCGGCCUCGGAAAAUGGCUCGGCUUCCUGCAGUGCCUCAUCCAGGCCUCCUUCGUCAUUGCCGGCCCGGACUACGUCUCCAUGUCCGCCGGUGAGGCCGAGAACCCUCGUGUUGUCAUGCCCAAGGCUUUCAACGCUGUGUUCUACCGAUUGACGACUUUCUUCUGUCUCGGUGCACUCUGCGUUGGCAUUCUCGUUCCCUGCAACGAUCCGGAACUCACCGGCGCGUUCGAGAACGGUCUUCCCGGUGCAGCGGCCUCGCCCUACGUCGUGGCCAUGAACCGCCUGCGCAUUGGUGUCCUACCGCACAUCGUCAACGCUCUGGUCCUCGCCUCCGCAUUCUCCGCCGGCAACAGUUACAUGUACUGUGCGUCUCGGUCCCUCUUUGGCCUGGCCCUCGAAGGAAAAGCGCCCAAGAUCUUCACCAGGACCAAUCGCAUCGGUGUGCCGUACAACUGUGUCAUCGCCGUUCUGCUGAUUUGCUUGCUCGCUUUCUUGAGUGUCUCCUCUGGUUCCGCCAAAGUGCUGGGCUGGUUUGUCAGUCUGAUCACUGCGUCGCAGUUGCUCAACUUUGCCGUCAUGUGCUUCACGUACUUGUGUUGGUUCAAGGCUCUCAAGGCGCAGGGAAUUUCGAGGGAUUCGUUGCCGUACAAGUCGUUCUUCAUGCCGUGGGUCGCAUACUAUGGACUGGCGUGGACGUUCACCAUGAUGUUCGUUGGUGGAUACACAGUCUUCUUGCCUGGACGCUGGGACGUGGAGACCUUUGUCUUCUCCUACUUCAUGAUUGGCCUGGUGCCCUGCCUGUUCGUUGGCUGGAAGAUUGCUAAGAAGACGAAAUGGUACCACCCAAACGAAGUGGAUCUUCAGGGCGAGGCCAAGGAGAUCGACGAGUAUACUCGCAACUUUGUACCGACUCCGUACAAGAACAUUGGCGACAAGAUCUUCAACAAGAUGUUUGGUGGUUGA
Molecule: messenger RNA, 1791 nt
Organism: Zymoseptoria tritici IPO323
Lineage: Eukaryota; Fungi; Ascomycota; Dothideomycetes; Mycosphaerellales; Mycosphaerellaceae
Exons: 5
Coding region: 49-1791 (580 amino acids)
Biological process (GO): amino acid transmembrane transport
Cellular component (GO): membrane
Molecular function (GO): amino acid transmembrane transporter activity
Source: RefSeq, a predicted model, not a curated record